UUGGGGUUCGCUUCCUACUGUAUUUAAUUUGGAACCAGAAACACAUCUAGCAGCGGUGGGUAGAUUUGGCCUUUGGGCAACGCAGGCCGUAGGAUGUAGAAUCGUUCAUCGACCAAACAUUUUUAUUUCUUUUAUUUUUUCAGUCCAAUUUAAAAAAAAACAAAAAAGAAAUUCGGAAAAACACAUCGCAAGGCCCCGCGGUUCCUAUUUCCGGUACGGCCCCGACUACUCACAAAGCCAGGCUUCGCCACAUCAGCAGAGCCAUCGUCCUCCUGCCGGCGGCGGUCUUUCUGACCUUACCGCGCUACCCGUGACCGCCAAGCCCGACCCGAAAGCUAAAUGUGCAAAACCAGCUCUAUUUGGAAUCCUGACUUACCUUCUUUCUCAUUGCCGGAACCAUCGCUGUAAGCUCAGUGAUCCGCUCAUCUUCUAUUUUUUUUCCUUUAACGGCAAUAUAAUUUGACUUGUAUAUCAUUCACUGCUCCGAUCUAGCUACAACUAAAUUCUUUUUAUCGUGAACCAAAAUAACAUUGGAAGAUCAGCUGAUGAUGGGAAAUUUCACAUCUUUUAUCUGGAUUGCGUUCUUUCAUGUCUGAAUUUUGUCACUUGAGCUGUCCUAUGCAUAUGCUAAGGGACAUUAGCAGUUUCCUUGGAUGGUAAGUCAAAGGAUGGAUUAUGGUAAAUGUUCAUCAAGUGCCGGGGCUCUAUCUUUAAAUAUGGCACCAAGUUUUCUGAAUCAGAUGCAUACAAAAACACAAUUUGAAGAACAGGACAGAGCUUCUGAGCUCGCCAAUACAGAGGACAUUGACAUUGAUUGUAGAGAAAUAUAUUUUCUAAUCAUGCAUUUCUUAUCAUCUGGGCCGUGCCAGAAUGCUUUGGGGAUAUUACACGAUGAAUUUGUGAAACACGAGCUUCUACCCAGGAGAUACCAUGCUUGGUAUUCACGAAGCCAAGGAUGUGGCGAGACUGAUGGGUCAUCUUUCCCUUUAAAUUAUGAUAGCCUUGCCCAACGGUAUUCACACAUUCAAAAGGACCAUUUGGUAAAACUGCUUAAGCAACUAAUAAUAACUUCACCUCCUCCUUUACAUCUUACUGGGAGAAAUACUCCUAGUGCUGCUGAUGUUCCAACACUACUUGGAACAGGACCGUUUGCCCUUAUAUCUGGUGAUAAACAUACAGUGAACAAGCAAGUAAAACAUCCUCCGUCAUACCUACGCUGGCCACACCUGCAUGCUGAUCAAGUGCAUGGUCUAGGCUUGAGGGAAAUAGGAGGCGGUUUUGCAAAACAUCACCGUGCUCCAUCUAUGCGUUUUGCAAGUUAUGCCAUUGCCAAGCCAUCAACUAUGGUGCAAAAGAUGCAAAACAUCAAGAGAUUAAGAGGACACAGGGAUGCUGUAUAUUGCGCUAUAUUUGAUCGCUCCGGUAGAUAUGUGAUAACUGGGUCAGAUGAUCGCCUGAUCAAGAUUUGGUCUAUGGAAACUGCAUUUUGCCUAGCUAGUUGCCGUGGACAUGAAGGUGACAUCACUGAUUUAGCUGUCAGUUCAAACAAUGCUCUAGUGGCGUCCUCAUCAAAUGACUACACAAUACGUGCUUGGCGCUUACCAGAUGGGAUGCCCAUUUCAGUUUUGCGUGGACACACGGGAGCAGUUACUGCCAUAGCAUUCAGCCCACGGCCGAGCUCUGUUUAUCAGCUUUUGUCGUCAUCUGAUGAUGGAACAUGUCGGGUUUGGGACGCAAGGUACUCACAGUGUACUCCCCGUGUAUACCUGCCAAGGCAAACAGAUGUUAUCUCUGGCAUUAAUGGUGUUUCCCGCUCAACCAACAUUUCUUUAUCAACUAAUUCUUUGGAGCUCCAUCAAAUACUGUGUUGUGCGUACAAUGCUACUGGAACUGUAUUUGUCACUGGGAGCUCUGAUAGGCAUGCAAGGGUUUGGGGUGCUCCUAAGCCCAAUGUGGAUGAGCCAGAUCAACCAAGUCAUGAGAUAGACAUAUUAUCUGGACACGAGCAGGAUGUAAAUUAUGUGCAGUUCAGUGGCUGUACGGUGGCUACUCCUCGAUGUUCGACUCCUGAUGUUCUUGUGGAGGACAACAUUCCGAAAUUUAGAAAUUCUUGGUUUAGUCAUGACAACAUAGUUACUUGUUCUCGAGAUGGCAGUGCAAUCAUUUGGAUUCCUAAAUCACGCAAGUCUCCUGUAAAGGCAGGACGUUGGGCGAAGGCUUACCAUCUUAAAGUUCCUCCCCCUCCAAUGCCACCACAACCUCCACGGGGAGGGCCACGACAGAGACUACUUCCAACUCCUCGUGGGGUCAAUAUGAUAGUCUGGAGUCUAGACAAUCGUUUUGUUCUUGCUGCCAUAAUGGAUUGCAGAAUUUGUGUUUGGAAUGCUAGUGAUGGUAGUUUAGUGCACUCCUUGACUGGUCACACUCAAUCUACUUAUGUAUUGGAUGUUCAUCCUUUCAACCCCAGAAUCGCAAUGAGUGCUGGUUAUGAUGGGCAAACAAUUUUGUGGGAUAUAUGGGAGGGUACUCCUAUCAGAACAUACGAGAUCGGACGUUUUAAGCUUGUUGAUGGAAAGUUUUCGCAGUAAGUAAUUACAUCAUACAUAAAACGUGGCAAUAGCUGUGCUUUGGCAGUUUUUAAGUGUCCCUUUGGGAAAUGCACUUCAGAUACCACAUUGGGCAACACUUGUUUCUAUUGUUAGUCUUUAGCCAUGGAUAAUAGGAUAUACCGUUGGUACCUACUCCCUCCGUCCCAAUUUGUUUUGCAAAAUUUCCUGUUUUGGUUGUCCCAAAAUGAUUUUCCACUUUGCACUUUUAGUAUAAAAACAUGAACAAAGUUACAUGUUUUCCCUUUCUUUUAUACGGAGUAUUUCUGAUUUUUUUAUCCGCACCCAUUCAAUUUGAAGAGGAUGGAUUCCCACCACACAUCCCCCUCUCAUUUUCCCCCACCUUUCCCCCACCUGUCUGAAUCACAAAAUCACAUCACCCAUUUUCACUUCUAUCUCUCCAUACUCAAUUCUCAAAUCAAGCCGCACCUCUCUCAAAUGGAGUGAUCAAGUGAGAUUUUCCCCCCAAUUUGAAGACGAAGAAGGAGAAACUAAAGGUAAAGGAUUUUUUCCGGCGAAGACGAAGUAGGACAAACUGACAAACUACAUACUUCUUCUACAAAUCCCAUUUUUAAACGAGGAAGAAGAAAGCGUGAGGUCGGACAGUACGGCGAAGCUGUGAAGAACCCCAUUUGCAAUUUACGGUUUACGGUGAAGACGAAGAACAAAAGGAGAGGUCGCACAGUACAAAUGUAAAUUUUCUGUAAGAGCUGUGCGGCCUGUGCCUCAUAACUUAGGGAUGGAACAUCAAUUGUCCUUUCAGAUGACGUUGGGCAAAUAUACCUUCUAAACACAGGCCAAGGCGAGUCCCAGAAGGAUGCAAAAUAUGAUCAGUUCUUUCUUGGCGAUUAUCGCCCCCUUAUCCGGGAUACUCAUCAGAAUGUUAUUGAUCAGGAGACUCAAUUGGCUCCAUACCGACGAAAUUUGCAGGAUCCUCUUUGUGAUUCAAGUAUGAUUCCAUAUCCAGAACCGUAUCAGAGUAUGUACCAACGGCGCCGGCUUGGAGCUCUAGGCUUUGAAUGGCGCCCCACUUCCAUAAAAUUGGCUAUUGGGACUGAUGUUGGUUUAAGCCAAGAAUACCAAAUAUUGCCCUUGGCUGAUUUGGACAUUGUGGCUGAACCUCUGCCAGAGUUUUUAGAUGCUAUGCUCUGGGAACCAGAAAAUGAUGUGUUAAAUGAUGAUACUGAUUCUGAGUACAUUGUCAAUGAGGAUUAUUCCAGUGAAGAGAAGGGGCAUUUAGGUGACAACUCAAGUGAUUUAGACUGUAGUGAAGAUGAGAAGAUUAUACAAUGCCAGAAUCGCAGAUCAAAAAGGAAAAAGUCAAUAACAGAAAUUGAGCGUGUGACCUCUUCAGGGAAGCGCAUGAAGAAGAGAAUAGUGGACAAGGAAGUGAGAUUAUCAAAAACUAAAAGAAUAAAAAAAUCCAGGAAUGGCCGAAAGACUACUAAGAUAAAUUUUGCAAAACCAAAAUCGUUGAGACCUCAACGGGUCGCCACACGCCAUGCAAAUAAUACUUUCCUUCAUCAUUCUGAUUUGUCUACUGGUGAAGAGGAUGAUGCUAGCUCAGAUUACUAUUCAUCAGAGAGCGAUUCACAAAAGUGUUCUUAUGCUCAGAGUGAAGAAUCUGAAGGGAUGUUGGAAAAUGAAGACAUGAAGUUUUUGAAAAGUGAAGAAACUCCCACUUCAGAUGAGCCUCCAUCGAACCCCCAACCUCAAACAAAUGUUGAAAAGAAGAGGAGAUUGGUUUUGAAAUUCUCCAUUCGUGAUGCCAAAAAGCCUGUGCCUUUGAAACUCUCCAACUCAGAUUCUGACAAUCAGACCUUUUCAGUCCCUUCUUCCUUGAGAGCUGGAGGAGAAUUUUUUGAAGAUAAUCAAAGUGAAAAGAAGUCCAUGGAUCCAGGAUUAGCUUCCUCAUAUGGAAUCGGUUCUGAUUCAUCUGAAAACAAGAGAAGAGCUGCAUGUACUGAGAUUCAAGUCCUUGAUAUAUUGUCUGGGGAUAUACAAAUGUCUGCAAGUUACCAGGACCCUGUGACUGGGUGUGGAGAUGUCAAAGCAAGCACUUCCAUGCAUACCCCGUUGGUUGAUUUGGCACACGCUGAUUCAUUCAUCGGACCUGGAGUAGAUAUGGAAAAGCACAUCAGGCUUGAGAGUCUCUAUGGAAAAGCAUCUGCAGAUUUUGUAGUUCAAGAUCAGGAGAAUACGUUGGCAGCGGAACAAUUUAAGAAAAGAAUGGGUGAUUCUGGAUGCUCUUAUAAUCAGGCACAUAUUAAAACCGGAGGUAAUAAUAUUAACACCUGUGACAAUAUUUCUCAAGUUAAUGGGAAACCUAAAUUGAAGCCAACCAUCCUCAAAAUCAAAUCAAGGAUGAUUUCUGGGGAGGUGGGACCUCCCGUGGUGCGUGCAUUUACCACACCUGUGGAUGUUUCUUGUGAGGAUGAUUCAAGAUCCAGCAGAGAGAGGAACAGAUUUCUAACAGUCUCUAAAACUGGUAAUGGCAUCAAAGAGCCAAAUUGUUUGCAGCGUGUAAACCUAGAUAUGGAUAAUACAAUUAAUGGAAGCGAGUGUAGUAGAAAGUUGUCUAAUGAAGGUGGAGUUUGUGAAGAUACUUCCAAGGAAAGUUUCCAUUACAGAAACAUGUUGAUGGAUUAUCCUGAUGCUGCAACCGAUGCAACAAGGAGAAAGAGGUCAUUAAGACUGAAGGCAACUUCAAGGGAUAUUAAUCUUGUUAACCUUUCCAAGAGAGCAGUUGAUGUUUCCCCAUCAACAGGAGUUUCAACUUCUAGGAGCAAGGGAAAAGUUUCUUACAAUGAUGAAAAGGUUUACCCUAACAACUUCACCAAUGUGCCAAGAAAAUCAGACUGGUUGUUGUUGUCGAAGAAGGAGGAGGGGUACCGCUACAUACCUCAGCUGGGUGAUCAAGUAGCAUACUUAAGACAGGGCCAUCAAGAAUAUAUGGAGUCCAGCCAAUCAUUGGAGCGUUGCCCUUGGGAAAAGCAUGGGGCGAGAAUUAGAGCUGUGGAAGUCUGUUUGGUUGAAGAACUUAAUUAUGCAACAGUCCCUGGGUCUGGAGAGAGUUGUUGUAAAAUCACACUUAAAUUCAUUGAUGCAUCUUCCAGUGUACUUGACCAGAAAAUUAAAUUUACAGUGCCAGAACUAAAUGAUUUCCCAGACUUUAUUGUUGAAAAAUCACGGUAUGAUGCGGCAAUAAAGAGAUGUUGGAUGUGUGGAGAGGAGUGUCAAGUCUGGUGGAGGGAUGAGAGUGAGGAAAAUGGUGGGAGAUGGUGGGAUGGUAUGAUAGUAUCUGUGGAGGACAAGUCAAGUGAGUACCCAGGGAGCCCAUGGGAAAGGUAUGUUGUUAAGUACAAUAGUGACCACAGUGAUACACAUCUUCAUUGCCCCUGGGAACUGCAAGAUCCAUAUUCCCUUUGGGAGCAUCCUCAUAUUGACCCCGAAAGCAACAACAGGAUGCUAAAUGCUCUCAAUAAAUUGCUGCAGCGUGCAAACACUAAUCAGGAUUAUUUCGGGAUUCUGCAGUUAAUAAAUGUAGCAUGUAAAGUGGAAUUUAUAAACAGGUUUCCUGUUCCGUUAUCCCCUGACAUAAUCCUCUCAAGAUUGGAAAAUAACUAUUAUAGAAGCUUGGAGGCUUUGAAGCAUGAUGUCAGAGUGAUGCUCGGGAAUGCUAUGGAUUAUUUUGGGAAAAAUACAGCAGUGGCAGUAAAAAUGAGGCGACUGUCAGAUUGGUUUGCCAAACACUUAUCAAAACUGUGAGAUUAUUAAAAUUCAUCUCCAGCCUCUUUUUUUGGUAGCACAAAGGAAAGCCCAUUCCGACAUCACUAUUCUUAAAUUAAUUCAUACCCGGGUGGCAAGCCAACUAUCAUCACUCACACCAGCUUGCCCCGCCCCUACAUUUUGGUUCUUCUCUUUCACGCUACAUCUGCACAAAGUAUUCUCAGCGUGGACUUUCUUAGGCCAUUUAUGUAUUACCAUAGUAACUAUAUGACUG
Messenger RNA from Cuscuta epithymum, 6609 nucleotides. Lineage: Eukaryota; Viridiplantae; Streptophyta; Magnoliopsida; Solanales; Convolvulaceae. The record is from the annotation of a GenBank genome assembly.